Molecule: messenger RNA, 1674 nt
Organism: Trichoderma virens Gv29-8
Lineage: Eukaryota; Fungi; Ascomycota; Sordariomycetes; Hypocreales; Hypocreaceae
Exons: 5
Coding region: 1-1473 (490 amino acids)
Biological process (GO): chromate transport
Molecular function (GO): chromate transmembrane transporter activity
Source: RefSeq, a predicted model, not a curated record
AUGGGCGUGUCAAGCUGGGAAUAUACCCUUAGCCGGUACGGCCAGCGAGCUGUCGAGCUCCUGGCGGCCGAAUGGCAUCUCGGUUUCACCGCAUUUGGCGGGCCGCCGGUUCACUUCAAGAUUUGGCAUGACAAGUUUGUUACCAAGUUGAAGUGGAUAGAUGAGCAAUUGUAUCAGGAACUCUUUGGCAUCGCUCAGGCACUAUGCGGGCCGGGAAGCACCAAGAUGCUAUACUGCAUCAACUUGAUUCACGAUGGAUUCUUCGGCGCCGUAUUUGGCUUUCUCAUAUGGAGUCUCCCCGGAGCGCUGGGCAUGUUUGGCCUUGCUAUCGGUGUUUCCAACAUUGGAUCGGCUCUUCCCCGUGCCGUUUAUGCCCUCUUAUCGGGACUCAAUGCGGCUACUGUUGGUAUCAUUGCCCUCGCAGCUGUACAACUUUCAAAGAGUACCGUCACGGACAACCUCACCAGGACUUUGGUGUUUCUGAGUGGUGCUGCUGGCAUGCUUUAUAACGCUCUUUGGUACUUCCCCUUGCUCAUGUUUCUCAGCGGUGUUGCCGCAGUUGUCCAUGACUACCGCUGGCUGCAUAAACCUAUCAAGGCGACGGUAGCCUUGUUAAGCAGGAGGAAGAAAGAUACAACCGCUCCUGUGCAAGCUCUGCGCCACUCUUCUUCAGCCGGCCCUUCAUCGGGGGCCGCCGUCUCGGGUCAUGUUCAAGACGAGGACCGACCGAGCGAACAAAGGCUCUCUGGAGCCGAAUCCGAGCCUAGGAUCAUCCCGCAGGAAUAUCGUUUGAACUUUUCUUGGAAAGUCGGAACGGCCAUUAUAGCAGCCUUUUUUGCUACCUUCAUUGCCGCCAUGGUCUUGCGGAGCGUUUUACCCGAACCUCCUCUCCUCUUCCGCCUGUUUGCCAACCUGUACCUCGCAGGUACAAUCAUCUUCGGCGGUGGACCCGUCGUCAUCCCGUUGCUCCGAGAAUACGUCGUCGCCGAAGGGUGGGUCAGUCCGCGAGACUUUCUGAUCGGGCUUGCAAUUGCUCAGGCGUUCCCGGGCCCCAACUUCAACUUUGCUGUGUUCUUGGGAGCUCUGGCUGCCUCAAACAGUGGCAACUCGUCCGUUGCUGGAGCGAUUCUUGCUUUUGUGGGCAUGUUUUUGCCGGGCAUCGCCCUCGUUCACGGCACAAUGGGCGUCUGGGGCUCGCUGCGGAAUAGACGAUGGGUCAAGUCCGGUUUGAGGGGUGUGAAUGCUGGUGCUGUUGGACUGAUUUACACGGCCGUCUAUCGAAUUUGGCAGGUUGGGUAUCUUGACGAAGGUUUUCAGUCUGGGCGAAGCCUGGGUGACGAUCCAUGGUGGGUUGUGGUUACAGCCACGGCGUAUGUUGGAGGCAGAUAUUAUGGAGUUUCAGCACCGGCAGCCAUCCUUCUGGGAGCUGUAAUGGGGCUGAUUCGAUACGGCGUGAUAAAUGGCCGAGGCUGAUGUCUUUGGAAAUGUACAAUCUAUCGAAGCUCGAGGGCGGGUUUAGCCAUCUACCCAUGAUACCUGUACGGUGUGUAUGUGAGGCUUUUGCGCACUGUAUCAGCCACACUCACGCCAAGGUACAUGUACGCCAUGGCGUUGUUAGCAACCACUCACAUGUAAAGUAGGUAAACACCUUGAUUGAGUUCUGUUGCGCACUCU